AUGACAAAGACUUCUAGUUCUGAAUCAUCUAACGCCGCGGCUCAAUCUAAUUAUGAUGGAAGUACAUUAAGUUCAGCAGCAGCUUGCUCCGCUGCUCAAUCUCGCAGCAGUGGAAGGAAGCCUGAUUCAUCUUCAGCAGCAGCUAGCUCCGCUGCUCAGUCUAACGUUUGUGGAAAGACUUCUAGUUCGGCAUCAUCUGCUGCUGCUGCUCAGUCUAAUGGUGGAAAUACUUCUAGUUCAGCAAUAGCCAGCGCCUCUACUCAAUCUAAUAACGGUAAAAGAAUAUGUAUUGGACCAAAUGAAGUGUACGUCAAAUGCCCCGGCUGCUCGCCCCAAACCUGCUUGACUAGAAAUAAACAAUACUUUUGCCCGCUCAUACGAGUCUGUAAGCCAUCUUGCCGCUGUAAACAAGGCUACUAUCGAAAUUCAAAACGAGUAUGUGUGCCGAGCAGCCAAUGUGACAUAUGUACUGAGCCCAAUGAAGUCUAUGAUGGAUGCCCUGAUGAUUCGCCCCAAACAUGUGAGAGUAGAUAUGAAACAUAUCCCUAUCCUCUGAUAUCGGCCAGCAAAACGGAAUCCGAUUGAAAUCCAACGUGUCCAAGUAAUGAGAUGUAUUCAAGCUGUCCUCCAAUUCAGUGUGACGCAGAUUAUUGCCCAAACAACAGAAACUCGCCACAGGCUUGUGCGUCCCCGAAGAUAUGUGGAAAGGGAAGAUGUAUCUGCGAUUUCAAUACAAAACGUGAUCGACUAACAGGCAGAUGUAUACCGAUAAAAAAUUGCCCUCCUUUCCCAUGUGACAGACCUAAUGAAAUUUAUGACAGUUGUCCACCCGUGUGCCCAGGACAGACUUGCACAGACUUCAUCAAUAAUACAACUUGUCCUAGAUUCCGUAUAGGCAUAGUCGUUCCUUGUAAGCCAGCAUGUAGAUGCAUAGAUGGCUUUUACCGGGAUAAAGCAGGCUAUUGCAUCAGUGGUCAGAUGUGUAAAGAAUCUUGUAGAGGCGAUUCAAAUGCGGUCCCAGGCUGCGGCAAUAAUUGUGGAAGGAGGUGUUCCGAUUUAGUGACCCCCCGUCCAAUUUGUAUCCUUUCAUGUGAUCUAGAUGGAUGUAAUUGUAAAGAUGGCUUCUAUUAUGACAGUAAUAAAAAUUACUGCGUCUCACCCGAUAAAUGUACAUCAAUAUGUACUGAACCCAAUGAAGUGUACGACAAAUGCCCUGACUGCUCGCCCCAAACAUGUGCGACUAGAGAUAAAAUAUACAACUGUCCGCUAAUACCAGCCAAUAAGAUAGGACCAAACUCAUCUCCGAUAUGCCAAAUCGGAGAAUUUUACGAUAACUGUCCACAAUUUGAGUGUGAAGGAGAAUACUGUCCAGCAAACAGAGAUUCGCCACAGACUUGCCCGACUCCAAUAAUAUGUGGUCGUGGAAGAUGCGUCUGCAAUUUCAAUUCAAAACGUGACCGCUCCACCGGCUUAUGUAUACCCAUUAGAAAUUGCCCUCCGUUUGCGUGUGACAAGCCUAAUGAAGUUUACGAUAGUUGCCCACCAGAGUGUCCUGGACAAAAAUGCACUGAUUUUUUAAAUAACGCAACAUGUCCUAAAUACCCUACAGAUAACACCGUUCCUUGUUCGCCUGAAUGCAGAUGCAAAGAAGGCUAUUAUCGAGACAGUAACAACAACUGUGUCUGUGCUCAGAAUUGUAAAGCCGAACGAGCAGCUCAAACAUGUGAUGAUGUGGAAGGUGACAGAUUAGCGCUCAUACAAGGAAGCAACAAUUUUACUACCAAGUUCUUAUAUGAACUUGUAAAUAUGAAUCCGGAAACAAGCGUAAUCGCUUCUCCUGCUUCAGUUUUGACGCCUCUAGCAGAAUUAGCAUUAUAUGCUCAAGGACCAACGUUUACACAAAUUAUUGCUAUUCUAAAUUUACAAACUAAAGAACAGAUACGCUGUGCCUUUAAAGCUUUUUUGGAUACCUUCCAAGCAACUCAAGAUACAGAGUUGGACCUAGCUAACAAAAUAUACGUAAAUGACGAAUAUAAACUCAGUGAAUCAUUUCAAAACGAUGCCAUGACCAUUUUCGAUGCCGAAGCGGAAGCCAUUGAUUUUGAAAAUCCAAGCCAAGCAGCUGGUGAAAUCAAUGAAUGGGUUUCAGAACAAACUAAAGGAAAAAUCACGAAUCUGGUGUCUUCUGAUAUGUUUGAUUCCUUGACACGUUUGGUGUUGGUUAAUGCUGUUUACUUCAAGGGUACGUGGAAAACAAAAUUUGAUCCAAAUAAAACAGAAUCAACAGACUUUUACGUGAAUCCUUCGAAAACUAUACAAAUACAAAUGAUGCAACUAAAAACGGAAAUGAAAUAUGCCAACAACAAUGAUCUUGAUGCGCAGAUUAUUGAGCUGCCAUAUCUUGAUGAGAAUAUUACUCUUUUAGUCAUCGUGCCAAACCAAAAAUUUGGUUUAUUAGAUGUCAUCAUCCAACUGCAAAACCUAACAAUUUUAAACAUUGUUCUGAAUGAUUUUACUUUACAAACUGUAACGUUGUUCUUGCCCAAAAUAAAUGUUUCAACAACCAUCGAUUUGGAAAAAAAUUUAAAACAAGAUGGAGUUGAGACUGUUUUCACUCCUUGUGCAGAACUAAGUGGAAUAACUGUACCAGAUGAAAGUUUGUAUGUAUCGACUGCUAUUCAAAAAGCAACUAUUGAUAUCAAUGAGGAAGGUUCCGUAGCAGCCGCAACUAAUGGUAAUUAUAGCCAAAAUAAAAUAUAUAUAUUUUUAACCGAAUUCAAGAAAAGAAGGAGGUUCUCAUUUUGCCUAUAUGUCAGACUUAGAAGAAGGUUUUAGGUAUAUUAACAGACUAAAAAAAAUGAAGGUUCGCACUUAAAUACGGUUUCAACGCGGUUUCCAAAUGAGUAUUUUUAGUGUUAACUAUAUAUUAUAUAAUAAUCACUAAAAAGCAUGAAAUAAAAAUAAAUAGAACGAUUUUAAACUUUAAAAAAAAGUGUAAAAUAAUACUUAUGUCUAUAGUUACUUAUUCAAGAAAAUGCUAUUAGACGGGCGGAGGUUUUCUGUAGGUCUUUUGAGAUAAGUAUUAUUUUUCACUUUUUUUAACUUAUCAUAUUUUUUACUGGGUAG
Molecule: messenger RNA, 3126 nt
Organism: Diatraea saccharalis (sugarcane borer)
Lineage: Eukaryota; Metazoa; Arthropoda; Insecta; Lepidoptera; Crambidae
Source: the annotation of a GenBank genome assembly